Saccoglossus kowalevskii is the source of this 2676-nucleotide messenger RNA. RefSeq names its product myosin-9-like. Lineage: Eukaryota; Metazoa; Hemichordata; Enteropneusta; Harrimaniidae. The record is from RefSeq and is a predicted model, not a curated record.
AUGUCGAAGAGUUCGAAAACAGAUGAUAUGACAGACAGUUCUAGUGAUGAACAACUACCAGAAUCUAUUCACUUAGAUUCUAAUGUUAAAAUACAACCUAUGAAGACAAUGACUUCGACAAAUGACAAAAAGAAAGAAAUUAAAGUAGAAUCAUCGCAAACAAAAGAGAAAACACAUCCGGAUGCCAAAGUCAUUGAACAAGGUGAGAAACAAAUUGAACAGCCAAUCAAAAUGCUCACGACAGACAAGCAUAUGGAAGUGGCAGUUACGGGAAACAAGUCAGAAAUGGUGUCUGACCCAGAACUCAAGGAGAAGCCAAUAAGCAUAUCGCAUCAAAAUGAGAGCAUACAUCAGAAAGAAGAGAUCAAAAAUGAAAAAGACAAGCAUGACAAACUACAGACUGAGGUUCCUCAAAACCAGGAAACAGAAUCCACAUACAUGGACCAAACAAUUAGAUUACUUUUGAAUUUGAAUGGAAAUGAGGAGGAAAAGCUUGCAGAAGAUAUAAAGGGUGACGGUGAAAACAAAAAAUCAAAUAAAACACCAGCAUGCAUCUCAGAUGUGACUAGCGCAGAUGUGACGCAGGUGGACAAAGAAGAAGAUGACGCUCUUUUGUGCUCUAGCAAAAACGAGCAAAAACGUGAAACAGAUACAACAAAGGACAAUUCCAAAAUUAUAACAGAUUCCGGAAUACACACAUUGAAACUAGAAGAAAACAAAGAGAAGUCUAAUAAGAGCAGUAGAAAAAUGUCGAAGGGCUCUAAAACAGAUGACAUGACAGACAGUUCUGACGAUGAACACCUAUCAGAGACUAGUGACCUGGAACAUAGCAUUAAAAAACAGCUUCCAAAGAUAACAACUCCGAAAAAUGAGAAGAAGAAAGACAAAAUUACAAAGAACAAAGAAAAAAAGAAGGACAAAAAACAGAAAGGUUCUAUAAAAUCACUGGACAUCUCACCAGAAAAGGCAGCGUCCACAGUUGGUUCCCAUGAGUUGCUGGGUGAGAACAUCGAAAUGUCAGAGAAACAAGAUGAUUUUAAAAAGAAAGGGGUGAAAAAUAAAAAUAAGAAAGAGAAAAAGGACAAAAAAGAGAAGAAAAGUAAACUAAAAUUACUUGAAAUCUCUGAAGUGUUAUCAUCAGAAACUCCGCCGGGGUCCGCAUUCAGUUCUCUUGAAUCCCUGGAUGAGGAAAAUGACAAGAAGAAAAAGAUGAAAAAUAAAGAUAAGAAAGAGAAAAAGGCCAAAAAAGAGAGAAAGGGGUCACUGAGAAUUUCUAAGGUGCUGUCAUCAGAAACUUCACCAGGGUCCGUGAUCAGUUCUCGUGAAUCACUGGAUGACCAAAAUGACAAGAAGAAAAAGGUAAAAAAUAAAGACAAGAAAGAGAAAAAGGACAAAAAGGAGAGAAAAGGUUCACUGAGAAUCUCCAAAAUACUGUCAUCGGAAACUCCACCAGGGUCUGUGACCAGUUCCCGUGAAUCACUGGAUGACCAAAAUGAAAAGAAGAAAAAGGGAAAAAAUAAAGAUAAGAAAGAGAAAAAGGACAAAAAGGGCAAAAAGGAGAAAAAAGGUUCACUGAAUAUUUCCGAAGUGUUGUCAUCGGAAACUCCACCUGGCCUGGAAAAGACACACACCGCCGUCACAGUCUCCACUAAGUCCCUUCAAGCAGCUGAAAGUUCACAGUCGAUACACAGUGAUUUUACUUGGACCGAAUCGGAAGAGGACAACAAAACAAAUUUAAAAGAUAGCACGAAAUAUAAGAAAAGAAAUAGAAAAUCAGGGAAAAUAUCAUAUCGUCCACCAAACAAAUUCCGGCGAUCUGGUAGUUUUAGUGGGGUUUCUAGAGGUUUGGGUUUCACAGUGGCCGAUGGGUACACCAGAUACGAAGGUAGUUUGACUUGUGCUUACGGGAGCGAUCCACUAAUACAAAGGCAUACUAAGAAUUCUCCAAACUGGACAAGAAAAACGAUGAAACCAAGUAGGAGAACGGAGGAUAAAUUAUCUCGCAUUUUAGCCACGAGAUUAACAAAUAACCACAGCGACUUUGAUGUUAUCGGCGACAACCAAGAACGGUUGGAAAAUAAGAGAAUGAUUGGUUCAGAAAGUGAGUUACCGGUGUGCGUUGCAAAUAAUAAUGAACAGGAAAUCGGAAACAAAGAAGUUCACUCUAAUGUAUUGUUAAAGCAAUGCAUAGGCGCCAAUGACAGCAUCACUAAACAGGAAGUCAUGUUUGAAACGCCCACCACGGAAGACAGUAAUAUUUUUCAUUGCAGCGCCGCCAACGCCGAAAAUGGCAACAAACAAUUACCUGAGGUACUACACAAAACUAGUGUGCAAGACCGAAGUUACGCUGCACAAAAACAUCAAAAGGAAUCUCAACAAAUCUCUGAUAUUGUUGCGGAAGUACCGAAGGACGAAUUUUCGUCAGAGGUAUUGAACAUGUGGAAGUCCAUCGAAGAGAAAAGCGAGCUCGAGGAAGGGCGGGCGAAGUCGGUUGAAAGUGAACACAAUAAGGAGCAACCCAUAAAAGUCGUGAGUAAUCCUGUUGCGUCGGUCCCCGAUUUACAUAUUACGAAACCGGGGGUGGAAGCAGACGAUCACACACUAACACGUCCACUAUCAUUAAAACCGAGCAAACUAGUUCAGCGCCGGCUGAAAACCCAAAACGCGUGUAUGUAA